UAGGAUAAAGUAAUCCUUCUCACCCCCCGCCCCUUAAAAGAUUUAGAUGCACUAUUGUAAAGUGGCUGUUCCACUGGAUGUCAUAAGGUGAAUGCACCAAUUUGUAAGUCGCUCGUCUGCUAAAUGACUUAAAUGUAAAUGUAAUGACAAGUGGGACAGUAGUUGGAACACGUUCAAAUUGGGUAAACCUGCAAACUCCUCGAUUUCUUUAGUGUCCGUGUCUCUUUUGUGACCUUUAUUAAAAGGUGUGAAUUGUCACCUCAUACUACUAUGCAUGUCAAUUGAGACAUGCUUAACUACAACAAAGUUUUUACAAAUUGAAAACGUGUAGAAUUAGACACGCACUCAAUCAAGAAUAUUCUACGGUAGUUUGUUCACAAACAAUAUGGAUCAUUUUCGCCCCAAAACAGGCGCUCUACACUUGUAAAGCUGAUGUUGAUGUGUAUUUCAAUGUGAUAUGGAACACCGUUUGGGUCUUUGCGUGUCAAAAAAGGUACACGUCAAAUAACACUAUUUGACACGUUAAAUAAUCUCAUAAUUUGACAAAUAACAGUUUAAUUGUAGAAUGUUGUGUUGGACUGCAACUUCUGGGGUAGCUAGCUCGCUUCAGCUUGGUACCUAGCUUACACCAAUACAACCCGCCUGAAAACAAUGACCAGUAGAAACUGCAGUUAUUUUCAUUAUUCUUAGCAAUGAUUUAGGAAUCCUUGUAAGUAUUAGCAAGGUAGUCGCUUGUUGUUUGCCUAUUGACAUUAAACUUCAGUUCAUUAAAAUAAAUAGCUCGCCAGCUGCUAAACCCUGUUUCCCAAAGUUAACGUUAUAAGCAGCCAGCUAGGACCGGGACCGGGUUGUGAAGCUAGCCACAAUAAGGAUUUGGCACAAUGGUGGGAUUUGCGGUUUGCCUUAUUUAAUUAUAUAAUCAUGCCAUAUUUAGACUAGAUAAGGUUAAACAAGGUUGGAAUGUGAAGCAAUGAAAUGGGAUAUCAGCCUACUUGGUGACACCCACAGAACACAACUGUGAAGAGUUUACGCAAAUAUUAGUGUUGUAGCUCUUAUUGCAGGACUGUGAAAUCACUUCCCCAGUCAGCCUAUUGUGUGUAUUGACAUUCAUAUUGCACUGUACAGCUUUACCUAAGGGUUGAGGAUCAAUAAAAUGGUGUAUCAGUCUGCUCAAUACCCAAUAAAUAUUUUCACAACGUCCUCCUCAGAGUUACCAGACUCCAAAACAUCGUCACAGUAUUGUUUUUACCCUGGAAUAGUGUUUAAUACACAUAGGUUGACAUUAAAUGUGGCUCAAUUCACAGUUUUUUCAGAGUCCCACAAUAAGAGCUACGACAGUAAUGUUCUCUGGGUGUCACUGAGGAGACUGAUACCCCAUGUCAUUGAUAUACAAUCCAUAGGUAAGGCUGUGCAGUGAAAUAAGUUUGGCCCCAAUGCAAUUCUAACGUUUAAUAAAUCCAGUGUGAUUUCAAAAGAUUUUUGUCAAAUAGUUUUUUGUUGAUUUUAUAUAAUACUCCAACCUCGUUUAGCAUGAGCUAUUCAAUUAUGGCAUAAUUCUACUAUUUGUAUUUUAUUUGCAUCACUGUCAAUGACAAUUUUAUUUUAGAGGCUAACUGCAAAAGUCCACUAUUGUGGUUAAUCCUUAUUGUGGCUAGCUUCACAUAAUGGGUCUGACCAUUAAUCAAAUAAGAACUAGCUAGCUAACUAUAUAGCUACUGAAACAGAUUGUUGUUUUUGCUAUGCUUUUGGGGAAGAACAUAAUUUGCAUCCAUGAGCCAGCUAGCUCUUUUUAUGACCAGCACUGUAGGUGCUCGAUUCAACUUUAGCAUACGUAUCGAAUCGUUGUGACAUAUUAAAUACGAGUGAUUUUUUUGUUUGUUGUGAAAAAUCAUUUUUAUUUUCAUUUCACAUUAAAAUACAAUUACAAAUUUAGUGCAUAACGUUGUACAUAACAUGGAUACUUACAAACAGUAUCAAAAGGUACCGUAACAAUAUAAGAAUAUCAAAACUCCUAAAAAAAAGUGCUGUUCUGCAGAACCUGACCAGUAUUAUUGGCCUAUAUUCAAGAUUAACAUGCCUCUAACAAUCUCCAAAAACAAAACAAACAAUUCUAUAAAUAAAAAUAUAUACAUAUGCCAAAAUGCACUCUGGAUAAACCUCAGUGUAUACCAUGAAUCUUAACGGUACAGACAGCCAGAAUUUGAUUAAAAUGUGACAUUUGUGUACAGAAGACGACAAAAGACAACAAAGGUUUGAGUAGAACAACGCAUCUAGCUUGAGAGGAAUAUGAGGGAAAUCCUCUAUAGGCUGGUACAUCCGAUCUCUACGGAUGUACUCAUAUCCCCCCCAAAAGAAAUUAAACAGUACCCGUAUGAAAGUUUUUCUUAGGGACACCGGCAUGGGAAACACAUAGGCAAGGUGAAGUAAUGAAGGCAGAAUGUCCGCCUUCAGCACUAGCACCUUCCCACUAAAAGAUAGUCGCCUUACUUUCCACAGUCCCAAUCUGUUAUUAAUUGAUAUUAGUUUUUCUUUCCAAUUAAACAUGUCAUCUUUGUGAUAGUGUAAUCAAUGUGUAAUAACUAGUAAACAUUUUUUUAAAUGUAUGAAUUCGUUAAAUUAUGUGACGUGCAGUCAUAUUCAAUUCCUGGGUGGUCAAACAAGCUUAUUUGAUACGUCAAAUAGUGUUAUUUGGGACGUCAAAUAGAGUUGUUUUGACACAUCAAAUAGUGUUAUUUGGGACGUCAAAUAGAGUUGUUUUGACACAUCAAAUAGUGUUAUUUGACUUUUCAAAACGGCUUUCCAGAAUGUGGCCCUUUUAACGAGGCUGUUCACGUGGAACUCCCUGGGUUGGUUCUGUGCCGCGUGGCGUUGUGAUAGAACGCACCCGACUGGGAUUCGAAACCCAACCGUCGCCUAUAUUGAGGUUCCUAUAAAUCGGCGGAGGAGAAGAUUAUCCAUAGAUAUGUUUUGAUACGCUAAUAGCUAGCAGAGUUGCUAACUAGCUACAGAUAAUUUGUGGACAUAUUAGUCGAGUUAGCAAACUGGCUAUAAUUUGACCAUUCAGACCGUUCUCACCAGUUUAUGCCUGUCAAAGGGUCAUGUUUUAGCGUGACAGUUUGCGCAUCAUUUUGAAUAAUAACAUCUCAGAAACACUGAGAUUUUGGAAGCGCCAAGAUGUCUGGGGAACUAGAGCAGAUUCUCUUACAGCUCACGGAGCCUGACAAUGCGAUUAUUCAGCAGGCCACCGCCCAGCUGAAGCUGGCUUUUAAAGACCCAGCCAUCAUCCCAGCGUUGUGUGCUGUCAUGACUGGGUCCCAGAACUCGCAGAUCCGCCAGUCAGCUGCAGUAAUGUUGCGGAUGAGAGUGAAUAAGCAUUGGAAGAAGAUUAGCCCUGAUCACAGAGAGAGUUUGAAAGCAGUGGUCCUGCAAGCCUUCCAGCAGGAGACAGAACACACAGUACGCCACUCCCUCUCGCAGCUCAGCGCAGUGAUGGUCAAACACGAGACGCCAGACCGCUGGCCUGCUCUAUUCACACUCCUCAACCAGUCCACCAAGAGCAACAACCCAAUGGACAGACAGGUGGGUCUACUCUUGCUCAGCAAAGUGGUGGAGUCCAAUCCGGAGCCCUUCAAGCCCCACUAUCGCCAACUGCUGCAGCUGUUUGGCACCGUGCUGCAAGACCUGGACAACCCCACAGCCAUGUACUACAGCAUCCUCACCCUCACCGCUAUGACUGCCUACACGGGCACAGAAGAGAUGAACCUAAUGCGCUCCCUCAUCCCAACACUGAUCAUUGCUCUCAGACACCUCAUCAAGGCAGACCAGGAUCAGGCCAGUGAGGCCAUGGAGGUGUUCGAUGAGCUGAUGGAGAGUGAGGUGUCCAUCAUGGUCCCACACAUCACUGAAAUUGUCCACUUCUGCUUGGAGGUCAGUGCAGACAAGACACUGACUGACUCCCUGCGUGUGAAGGCUCUGUCCUGCAUUGCUUUUCUCAUUCGUCUCAAGAGCAAGACAGUGUUAAAGCAGAAGCUGCUCAAUCCCAUCCUGCAGACGGUGUUCCCCGUGCUUAGUGCAGCGCCACCACCUGGGGAGGAGGACCCUGAGGACGAGGAGAACAGCAAUGAGGACGACACUGACAACGAGAGUCCCAAACACUUUGCUGCUCAGGUUAUUGACACCAUGGCUCUUCACAUGCCCCCUGAGAAACUAUUCCACCAACUGAUGCCGCUGACUCAAGCAUGUCUGGCCAGUGAUAACCCCUAUGAGAGGAAAGCUGGCCUGAUGUGUCUGGCAGUGCUGGCCGAGGGCUGUGCCGACCACAUAAGGACCAAGAUGCUGUCGUCCAUGUUGCAGACGGUGUGCCAGAGUCUGUCAGACAGUAACCAAGUGGUCCGCAGCGCCGGCCUCUUUGCCCUGGGACAGUUUGCUGAGCACCUGCAGCCUGAGGUCAGUAAGUACUGUGCUGAGCUGAUGCCACUGUUGCUGGGCUACAUGUCUGCUCUGAACCAGGCCAAGAUCGGACACGUCACCAAGGCCUUCUACGCCCUGGAGAACUUCCUGGAAAACCUGGGUUCAGAGAUUGAGCCCUACCUGCCCACCCUGAUGGAGACCAUGUUGUCUGCCCUCAGCAACGCAGAGAACCUGAAGCUCAAAGAGCUGGCUGUCAGUGCUAUAGGAGCUAUAGCCAAUGCAGCCAAAGAGAAGCUAGUUCCUUACUUCCUGCCUGUCAUUGAGAGUCUGAAGGGCUUCCUCACUGACACCAGGGAUGAGAUGAGGUCUCUGCAGACACAGGCUCUGGAUACUCUGUCAGUGCUGGCCCGCACCAUAGGUAAGGAGGUGUUCAGCCCCCUGGCUGCAGAGUGUGUUCAGCUGGGACUCAAUCUCACCAACGCUAUCGAUGACCCAGACCUGCGCCGCUGCACGUACAGCCUGUUUUCGGCUGUGUCCACAGUGAGUCCAGACUGUCUGAACCCACACCUCACUGCCAUCACCACCAUCAUGCUUCUGUCUCUCAAGUCCACAGAGGGAGUCACGGCUCACCUUGAGGAGGACAAGACGUUUGUCCUGCUGGAUGACGAUGAUGACGACGAGGCUCAGGGAGACACCAUUUUGGACGAGGAGGGGACUGACAACGUGGACCCAGACAUCGCCGGGUUCAGUGUAGAAAACGCCUACAUUGAUGAGAAGGAGGACACCUGUGAUGCCCUGGGAGAGAUUGCCUUCAACACCGGUGCUGCCUUCCAGCCCUUCCUGGAGUCCAGCUUUCAGCAGGUCUAUGAGCUGCGUGAUUUUCCCCACGAGGAUGUGCGCAGGGCUGCCUUCGUGGCCAUGGGCCAGUUCUGCCGAGCUCAGCACAAAGUGUGGCAGGAGAAUCCCACUGAGGCCGACCACCAGGCCCUGCAGAAGCUGCUGGGGGUGGUGCUGCCAAGCUUCCUGGAGGCGGUCCAUAGUGAGCGUGAGCGCCAAGUGGUGAUGGGCGUGCUGGAAGCCAUGAACGCUGUGCUGAAGGCCUGCCAGGGGGAGGCACUGCAGAGCCCCGGGCGCCUGCAGGAGAUCAGCCAGGCCAUCCGAGACGUGCUCAAGAAGAAGACUGUGUGUCAGGACGGAGGAGGAGACGAGGCAGAUGAUGAAGAGCAGCAGGCGGAGUAUGAUGCCAUGCUGCAGGAGUUUGCCGGCGAGGGGAUCCCCCUGCUCGCCUCUGCCGUCCCAGCGGAGACCUUCCAGCCCUAUCUCAACGAGCUGCUGCCGCUCAUCAUGAACAAGGCUAAGUUGUCGUACACAGUGGCCGACCGUUCAUUCUCCGUGGGCACGCUCGGAGAGAUCCUGCAAUCCCUCGUCAACGUAUCUGGGGGCAGGGCCUGUGCUGGCAAACUGUCCAAUCAGCUGCUGCCUGUCCUAGUGGCUGGGGUGAGAGACAGCGACAGUGAGGUUCGCAACAACAGCGUGUUCGCACUGGGAGCACUGGCCCAGGCUGCUGGACCCCUCGUCGCACGAGACUACCCCAUGAUGCUGUCCCUCUUCUCCAACCUGCUGUCUAAAGAACAGGACAGGAGGGUGAUUGACAACCUGUGUGCUGCCCUCUGCAGGAUGAUCAUGAGCAACAUGGAUGGUGUCCCUCUGGAACAGGUGUUCCCUGCCCUCCUGGCUCGCCUCCCUCUGAAGGAGGACAUGGAGGAGAAUAAGACUGUGUACAGCUGCUUGGCCAUGCUCUACUCUCAGAACCCUGCACUGGUCCUGAGUCAAAUUAAGCCAAUAGUAUCUGCUUCCAGCCACGUCCUGGGAACCAAGGAUCUUGACACAGAAACCCAGAACACCCUGGUCAUGCUGCUCCGAGACGUCGCUCAGCGUCACUCCAAGGAAUUCGAGGUCGCCAUGAAGUCACUUCCCGCUGAGCAGAAGAUGAAGCUGACAGGGGCUGUUAGCCAAUCCUAGCACACCACGUCAACCAGCUAUUCCAUGCCAGUCAAAGCCAGCGAAUUGUAGGAUUUGUGUUACUACAUAUGACAAGUGGGACAGUAGUUGGAACACGUUCAAAUUGGGUAAACCUGCAAACUCCUGCACUUGAACCAUUCUACUAUUAGGAUUCUAUCAUUAUUCAGAGGUUCUGUUCCUAGUUCUCACUUUUUAAUUUAUAUUGUCUGUGCUUUUUAGAAGUUAUUUAAUUUUUUGUGUGUUACUAGUAUGUGUUCGUGUGUUUAUUUUUAGUCUGAUACUGGUUUAACCUUGUUGUCACUGAGAACCUCCAUCUAUUUUCUGCUGUCCCCCUUUUACCACACAUUUGAUCAACUGGCUUGACUAGUAUUGAGUGUGAAGCAAUGAAUUGAACUCAUGAUAAAUGCCUUUUUCUCAGA
Messenger RNA from Oncorhynchus keta (chum salmon), 6851 nucleotides. It is a transcript of the gene ipo4, whose product is annotated as importin 4. Gene Ontology annotation, molecular function: nuclear import signal receptor activity; small GTPase binding. Gene Ontology annotation, cellular component: nucleus; cytoplasm. NCBI's taxonomy places the organism in Eukaryota, Metazoa, Chordata, Actinopteri, Salmoniformes, Salmonidae. The transcript has 29 exons. The record is from RefSeq and is a predicted model, not a curated record. Gene Ontology annotation, biological process: protein import into nucleus. The coding region runs from base 3175 to 6432 and encodes 1085 amino acids.